AUGCAAAACCAAUUACGAAUACUGCUUCAUUUUGGAUAUGGUCAUAAGAAAGUAUUUAAAAGACAUCAGCUGAAUAAUAUUUUUAUUCGAUGGAAAACAAUUUGUCCAGAAAUAUUUCAUGAUAAUGAAAUUACUGUAUCAACAUAUAAUCCUCGGUGGGAUAUUUUACAUUCAGAAUCUGUGUAUAAUCCAACACUAGUGGAAAAUCCUAAUCUAUGUAAAUCUUUAUGGGAUCGUUUACAACUGUUUAAUCCAGACAAGACAUUGGCGUUAAAUCAUAACGAGUCUAUUGUUAGCAUGAUUUUACCACCUCCGAAUAUCACAGGUACACUUCAUGUUGGGCAUGCUCUUACAUGUACCAUUCAAGAUGCAAUCGCUCGUUGUUACAGAAUGCAUGGAAAAACAGUUCUAUGGGUUCCUGGUAUGGAUCAUGCUGGAAUCGCAACGCAGUCAGUAGUUGAAAGAGAUAUACUAAAACAAUAUUCAUUAAAUUCCAGUCAAUUUCCUAUUAAUCAAUCUAAGUCAUCAGUAUCGAGCUGUCAAUUUCCUUCAAAUCCAAGAUUAUUACUGGGACGGGAAAAUUUUAUUCAACGUAUUUGGGAUUGGAAGAAUCAACAUGCCGAUUUGAUCCGUGAACAAUUGAAUAGUCUUGGAUUAUGCUUGGAUUGGAGUAGAGAGUUUUUUACUUUAAGUCCUAGCCAUUCUGAAUGUGUCACUGAAGCAUUUUUAAGAUUGUACAAUGCAGGAUUGAUUUAUCAGUCUGAAAGUUUUAUAUCUUGGUGUUGUUAUCUCCAAACAGCCAUCUCCGAUAUUGAAAUCGAAUUCCGUGAUAUUUCAGAAUCGACAUUUCUCAAUGUACCAGGUUAUGAAAAGCCAGUUGAAUUCGGUAUAAUGGAUUAUUUUGCUUAUCGUGUGAUAGACCCACCAAAAUCAUCCUUAUUAGAAUGUAAUCAUUCUGGUUCAAGAUGGGACGAACUAGUUAUAGCGACUACCCGUUUAGAAACAAUGCUUGCUAGUGUAGCUCUAGUUGUCCAUCCAGAUGAUAAACGUUAUCAACAUUUAAUUGGGUGUUGCGUAGAACAUCCAUUCUACCCAAAUGAACGUCUUCCGAUAAUUGCCGAUGCACAAUUUGUUCAGCCUGAAAUAGGCACAGGUGUUGUAAAACUGAGCCCAGGUCAUAGUCAAGUUGAUUGGGAAGUAGCUAAACGACAUCAACUCCCUGUUAAACAUGUAUUUGAUAAUUCUGGUUGUAUAACAAAUACAGGAAGUGAAUUCGAUGGACUACCCAGAUUUAUAGCACGUCAGCGUUUAGUUGAACAACUCACUAAUCUCGGUCUAUAUAAACGUCGACAAAAUAUUGGAGCCACUGGAGGUCGAACUGCAUUAUUGCCAAUUUGUUCUCGUUCUGGUGAUAUCAUUGAACCGAUGAUUAAAAAACAAUGGUUUUUACGUACAAAAGAUUUAGCUGAGGCUGCAGUGAAAGCUGUCCAUUCUAAUGAGCUGGAAUUAUUUCCAGCAAAUCAAAAAUUAAUCUGGUCAGAAUGGUUAAAACCAACAAAUCAUAAAGAUUGGUGUAUAAGUCGUCAGCUUUAUUGGGGUCAUCCUAUUCCAGCUUAUAAAGUUAUCUCGUCCAACACAAAAUCAAAUGAUUGUGAUGGUACGGAUCGGUGGAUUGUAGCUCGUUCAAUUAACGAAGCUGUAAACAUUUUGACUGAUUCUGGACUUCAGUCAAAUGAUUAUCAGCUUAUACCAGAUCCAGAUGUUUUAGAUACUUGGUUUAGUUCUGCACUAUUACCAUUUUCAGUAUUUGGUUGGCCAAAUGAUACUAAAGAACUACGUUUCUAUCCUCUGCGUUUAAUGGAAAGUGGACAGGAUAUAUUAUUUUUUUGGAUUGCUCGUAUGGUUAUGCUUGGUGUAUUUCUAACAGGACAAGUCCCAUUUAAAACUGUGAUUUUACACGGUUUGGUGUGUGAUUCAACUGGUCAGAAAAUGUCUAAAAGUAAAAACAAUUCAGUGAAUCCAUUGAAAUUGAUUCAUGGGAUUGGAAACCUUACAAAGGAAACUGUUGGAUCAUCAAUUCAAGUAUUAGGUGCAGAUGCUUUAAGAGCUGCUUUAUUAACUCAUCAAUUAUCUCAGUCACAUAUUAAUUUUGAUGAGAAUGUUGUAUUGGAAAUGAGAAAAUUUUGUAAUAAGAUGUGGCAGACAGCUCGUUUUGUUUCCAUUCAACUUAAGAAGCAAGAUGUAUUUCAAUCAGUUUCAAACAUACAUCACAAAUCACUAGGUGCCCAGUGGAUAGAUUUUGUGGGAGGAUUAAGUAAAGAAAAACAAUUAAGGUUGUUUGAUAUAUGGAUUAUACAUAAAUUAUGUCGAUUAAUUCAUUUGAUCAACUUAUCAUGGACAGAUCCUAGAGACAUUGAUCAUGGUGAAAAUAUGAUUCAAACUGGUAAUCACAAGCUUAGAGACGAUUUUGAUCAUGAAAAUUUAAAAUGGUCAUUUCAUUAUGGUGUCAAAGGAAUGCAAAAUUGGUGGUUGAAUGAUCUAUGUUCCAUUUACCUAGAAGUAAUUAAAAAUGAAGUUUCUACACCAUACAACACCAAUUCUUUGCAUAUCUUAUAUCUUUGUCUAAUGACUGGCAUUCAUAUAUUUCAUCCAAUUAUGCCACAUUUAACUGAAGUUCUCUGGCAUGGUUUAAAUAUUAGUAUUGAACAGAAAGACGAGUUUCAUAAUCCAGAAAACAGUUUAUUGAUGCAACAAUUUCCUAAUUGUAAAUGGUUUGAAUUCUUGUAUCAGAAUAACUAUGAUAUUUCAUUGGAUCGUGUCCAAGAAAUCAUGUCUGAACUAACUACAGUAGCUUCAAAUGUCAAUUCUUGGCGUACUUUACUCCGAUCUAUUCAUCAUGAUAAAUCAGAAAAUCCCACAGAAUUAAAGAAAAUUGAAUCUGGUGGUAUUUAUUUGAUAAAAAACUCUAGUGAUUCAAAUAUUUCAGAAGAUGAAUCUGCUGUUUUGAAAGCGCUUACAUCUAUUAACUUGAAGUCAGAUAUGCUAAAAAGCAGUACUUAUGUUUAUAUACCUGUUCAUAAUGAUCAAGCUGAUUGGCAUUUAUGUAUAAAUAAGAAUGAAUAUGAUCUUAAUUGGGCUAGAAAUAAAUUACAACUUCGUAUUGAUAAAUUAUGUAAACGUAAAGAGGAGCUGAUAAAAAUAGGGAAAAUGAAAAAGAGCAAAGAGAAUGCACAUGAAACAAAUCAAUCUAAGAUUGAAGUAAUAGAAAGAAAAAUGGAAAAACUUGAAUAUCAACUUUCUUGUUUGAUGUAG
Schistosoma spindalis is the source of this 3312-nucleotide messenger RNA. Lineage: Eukaryota; Metazoa; Platyhelminthes; Trematoda; Strigeidida; Schistosomatidae. The record is from the annotation of a GenBank genome assembly.